Danio aesculapii is the source of this 3240-nucleotide messenger RNA. Its product is annotated as GTPase IMAP family member 8-like. Lineage: Eukaryota; Metazoa; Chordata; Actinopteri; Cypriniformes; Danionidae. Gene Ontology annotation, molecular function: GTP binding. Bases 155 to 2134 code for a protein of 659 amino acids. The record is from RefSeq and is a predicted model, not a curated record. The transcript is spliced from 3 exons.
GCCUAUUAUAUACAGUAGUUUAGUCCAUUAUUCACUUUCAGAUGUCAUGCUGGCAAUGGGUGAUGCGGACAGUUUUUAUGGCAUAAGGAAGCGUAUCAAUGUCUACAGACACAAGGGUGGAAAAAACUAAUCAGCAAAACAAACGACAACAAAUAUGGCUUCAGGAUAUAAAGGUAAUGAAACUGAUGUGAAGAUUUUGCUGCUGGGAGCUUCUGGAGCUGGAAAGAGUUCAAUGGGGAACGCAAUACUGGGUCGAGAGGCGUUUAAAGGUAGCAGAACGAGAGAGAGCGAGAUACAGAGAGGAAGAGUAGAAGACAGAAACAUCUCGAUCAUCGACACUCCAGGAUUCUUCAACACUCACCUGACUGCUGAAGAGCUGCAGAACGAAAUGAUGAAGAGUCUUUAUCUCUGCUAUCCUGGACCUCAUGUGUUUCUGCUCAUCAUCAACCUGGAGAACUUCACAGACGACCACAGGAACAUUGGGCAGACAAUCCUGGACAACUUCGGUCCUCAAGUCUUGAAGUUCACAAUGGUGCUGUUUAGUGGAAGAGAGAAAAUGACAAACAGAAAAUGGAAGCUCUUAAUGGAAAGUAGAAAGUUUCAGGACACAGUCGGUCAAUGCGGAGGUAAAUAUCACGCAAUCAACAGUAAAAAUGACAUUAUUCCCACUCACAUCAGAAAGCUGCUGGAGAAGAUUGAUGAAAUCCUCAAGCAGAAUGAUGGCCAGCAUUACGACAUUGAUAUUCGCUUAAAAACUCCAAUGAAGACGAGAAAAGAAAAGAUGAAACAAGAGAACGAAAAUGCAGUGCAAAAGAAGCAAGAGCAGAAGAAAGUAGUGCAGGAGACAUUUCAUAUGCACACUGUAAAGGAAAAGAGCACAACAAAUGUGACUGAAAAGAGGGAUUGUGUUACUUAUGUGACUAAAAUUGAGAGAAUGGAAGUAAACAGAUACUCUCGAGUUCUACCUGAAGAUAAGUAUGAUGAAGAGAUGGUGGGAAAACACUCAAAAUCAAGGAGAAACUCUUUUGACAAUAUAAGAAAGCAGGAAAAAUGCAGGAAAGGUAAUGGCACAGACAAACAGGACCAGAAAAAACAACAUAUAGCGGACGAACGGCAUACAUUUCAAACAGAGUCCAAACAGAAAGAACACAACAAGCCUGGCGAAUGCACAGAUCUCAGGAUCGUGAUGGUGGGUAAAACCGGAGCCGGAAAGAGCGCCACAGGAAACACCAUCCUGAGACGAAAAGUGUUCAAGGAAGAACUAUCGGCUAAAUCUGUGACCGAGAAAUGCCAGAAGCACCAGCGGGAGGUGAGCGGCAGAAUCAUCUCCGUCAUCGACACUCCAGGACUGUGUGAUACGUCAAUCAGCGAAGAAGAACUGAAGAAAGAAAUCGAGAAAUGCGUCUACAUGUCUGCUCCUGGUCCUCACGUGUUUCUGCUGGUGCUCAGACUGGACGUCAGACUCACGAAUGAAGAGAAAAACACGGUCAAAUGGAUCCAGGAGAACUUUGGAGAAGAAGCCAAUGGAUACACCAUCAUCCUCUUCACUAGAGGAGAUCAGAUUAAAACAUCCAUAAAGGAGUUUCUGGCAAAUAACGAGGAGAUGCGAGCACUAGCUGAACAGUGUAAAGGUGGAUAUCAUGUCUUUAACAACACAGAUGAAGAAAACAGAUCUCAGGUCAGUGAGCUGCUGGAGAAGAUCGAAUCAAUGCUGGAGGAAAACGGAGGACAGUUUUACACCAAUGAGAUGUUCAUGGAGGCUCAGAAACAAAUAGAGGAAGAAAAAAAGCGGCAGAGAGAGGAAUACGAGAGAAAGAAGCUGGAGGAGGAGGAAAAUAUAAGGGCGGAUGAGAAAAGGAGAUUGAUAAAUAAAGCUCUGUUGUCGACGGGUGUAGCAGUGAGCACCGGAGCCGCAGCUGUUUCAGGAGUGAGUUUGAGUCCAGUUUUACUCUCAGGGCUCGCAGUGGCCGGAGGAGCAGCUUUAGCCUCCGCUUCUGAUGGAGCGACGCUUUCUGAAGCUUUAAUGGCAGGAGCUGCAGCCGCUGGGAAUGCUGCGCUCGCCUCCAUCACUGGAGAAACUAAUCUGUCUUCAGCUUUAAACAGAGGCCGGAGGAGGGAAUCAAACUACAGUUAAACAAGAUUCACAUUAUACGUAUUCAGGUCUACAUUUCUGGAGACAGCAAAAUAUGUAACCGGAGAUACAUCUGCUUGCAGUUUUUUGCAAAUCCACUAGAGGUCUUUAUUUUGAUGAUCUCAAUUUUCUCUCGGCUGAAUCCUCCAGAGGGCGCAAUAUACACUUCAGCUGACUAGGCUAGCUUGCUGUCGACUGACUGACAGACUCACCCACCCAUUUCCUUCCCUAACCCCAACCGAUAGUGUUUUCAAAAGCAAUCUAGAAAAAGAAAAGCUGUCAUGGCCAUGUGAUUUCACCACCUUUUCAGCCUGUUGUUUAUUCAUUUAUACAUUUUUGCUUUUGUUUUACCUGGUUUCUGGAAUUGAGGACUGGAACCCUGUCAUCUAUGGUCAACUACGCUCCACAUCCCAAGUGAAUCGGCGUAUGCGGUGAGCUACUGGACAAACUGGUAACACUGUAGAAGGCGUCCAUGUGGAGGUAAGCGGGUAUCGGUAACGCGAAAAGGAACAUAAGCUGUCGGUGGCAUUCGUUUUAAGGACGAAAUAGACACAAACAUACAGUGCUCAGCAUAUAUAAGUGCACGCCCUUCAAAUCUCUCUUUGAAUUUCAUAUUUUUAAUAGGAAGCUAUAAAAUAUUAUAUUUGUGCGUAUACAUUAGAUUAGUCAGUACUGAAGCCAGAUCGGGAGCUUAUCUAACAAAAUAACUUAUGAUAACGGUCCAAAAACUAGUUGUAGGGUACAUGUGACCAUUAUGCUUAAUUCACAAGUCCUGACACGUAGUAGUGCUCUUACAUUCGAUCAAGACACGAGAGUCCAUCUAAUUCAAUGUAUCUUCGUUUUAUUUUCACAUCAGAUAUCCACACGUGCCAAUGUUGUCAAAAUCCACUCACAUACAACUUGUUUGUUCCAGCCUGAUGAACAAUGACUCCAAUAUUUCACUUCUACGGUCAAAAGCUUGUGCUCUCCCACUUCUGCCCAUCGCACAAAAAACUCACGUGUGUCACACAAACUGUGGGAACUAUAUGAAGCAUACUACACAUGCGCAGUAGAAAGUAACUCAAAGUAUAUGACAUGCAAAUAGCAAGAACAUAAGAAGUAUAUAAAAA